GGACUCGGCCGAUAUACCCAGUCCGCUCGGGUCAAUGACCUUUGAGCUGUCUGCCGCCGACCUCAGCACCAUCUUCAAUCCCUCCAAGAACCCAGAGCAUCUGCAGACCCUCGGCGGCAUUGAAGCGGUGGUCUCGGCCCUCAAGAUCGAUGUGAGCCAGGGUAUUACUUCCAGCACUGUCGACGAGCGGAAGCGCGUGUUUGGAGAAAACACCCUUCCUCCCGUUGUCUCCAAGUCCCUCGGCCAGCUGAUGCUUGCGGCGCUGUCAGAGAAGAUCAUGAUCAUCUUGUCCAUCUCUGCAGUCGUGUCGCUUGGCGUUGGCCUGUACGAGGACUUUUCGCCCAGCAACACCGAGGGUAUGACCCACUGGAUCGAGGGGUUCGCAAUCCUUGUUGCUGUCGUGAUUGUCGUCAUGGCCGCGAGCAUCAACGACUACCAGAAGGAGAAGCAGUUCCGGAAGCUCAAUGCCCAAAAGGACGACAAGGUCGUCAAGGCCAUCCGCGGAGGAGAGACCAAGCUCAUUUCGGUUUACAGCAUACUGGUUGGAGAAAUCCUGGUCCUCGAACCCGGCGAUGUGAUCGUCGCCGACGGUUUGGUUUUGAGCGGUCUGCUCAAGUCAGACGAAUCGUCGGCCACGGGCGAAAGUGACGCCAUCAAAAAGUCGCCGCAGGGCGACUGUCUACUUCUCAGCGGCAGCAAAAUCCUCGAAGGCACCGGCCGCUAUAUCGUCACGGGUGUUGGAACCAACUCGUUUUUCGGAAGGAUCAUGAUGGCAAUGCGAACCGAGACUGAGGAGACCCCGCUUCAGAUAAAGCUUGACGGCGUUACCGAGAACAUUGCCAAACUUGGAUCUGCAACAGCACUUCUGAUGCUCCUCUGUCUGCUCAUCAAAUACUUCAUCACCGUCACGUCAACAACCGGGUUUGGCUCUGCCCCAGGGCAGCAAAACGCCACUAUGACAGCAACUGCAAUCAUCAACAUCCUGAUCUCGUCCAUCACAAUCGUCGUCGUGGCCGUGCCGGAGGGUCUGCCGCUGGCCGUAACUCUGGCACUCGCCUAUGCCACAACCAAGAUGCUCAAGGACCGAAACCUUGUUCGAACCAUUUCGGCGUGCGAGACCAUGGGGAACGCAACGACGGUGUGCUCCGACAAAACAGGCACUCUCACUCAAAACAAAAUGACUGUUGUCCGAGGCGUUAUCGGAUGUAACCUGCAUUUUGGCAAGGCCGAUAUCAAGGACAUUCCCAGCCGGGUUGGCCAGGUGGAAGGCGUUGGCUUUCGUGGGCUGGAUGGUGCUCGCCUGCUUCGGCUGGUCAUCGAAAACGCCGCUCUAAACUCGUCUGCGUUUGAGGGCUACAACGAAAAAACGGGCGAGAAGGGCUUUGUGGGCUCCAAGACCGAGACCGCACUGCUCGACUGGAUUGUCAAGAUGGGCUCGGACUAUUCGCAGCUCAGAGCAGAUCCCGCCAACCGAAUCGUGCACGUCUACCCGUUCUCGUCCGAGCGCAAGUCCAUGACGACGCUGAUCAUGGCGCAGGACGGUGAUCACGUUGUGUACCGAGUCUUUGUCAAGGGUGCCUCGGAGAUUGUGCUCAAGUACUGCAGCCGUAUUGCCAUCCUGAGUCAACUGGACGACGUGGAGCCCCCACGGAUCGAGCCUCUGGACGAGAACCACAUCCACGACAUGGAGCGCCUGAUCAAAAGCUAUGCACAGCUCUCGCUGCGAACCAUCUGCAUGGCUUACCGCGAGUGGUCCAAGCCAGAGUUUGAUUCCUGGAUCAGCGGAUCGAUUCGUGAACGGAUCCGAGAGGCCCGCCAUGAGGAAUGGAAGCAAAAGAUUGAUCGACAGAUCGAAGAAAACGGCGGUGUGAUCAUCCCCAUCGACGACGGCACUAUCGACCUUGAGUUCCAAGACACGCCUCUGACAGACGAAGAGGUUCUGGCCCAUCCCCUCGCUCUGGCUGAGCUGGGCGGAUGCGAUUUGAUAUGCACCUCUAUCGUUGGAAUCGAGGACCCGCUCCGCCCUGGUGUCAAGGAGGCUGUUCGAGACUGCCAGCGCGCUGGGGUGUUUGUUCGCAUGGUCACCGGCGAUAACAUCAUCACCGCCAAGGCGAUUGCAAGCCAGUGUGGCAUCUACUGUCGCGGCGGGGUGAUCAUGGAGGGGGCGCAGUUUCGCAACCUGAGUCUGGAAGAGAUGGACGCCAUCCUGCCGCGACUCCAGGUGCUCGCUCGCUCAAGCCCGACCGACAAGCAGCUGCUGGUCGGUAGGCUCAAGCACCUUGGCGAGACCGUCGCAGUCACGGGCGACGGCACGAAUGAUGGUCCGGCCCUGAAGAUGGCCGACAUUGGCUUCUCCAUGGGCAUCGCCGGCACCGAAGUGGCCAAGGAGGCUUCGUCUAUCAUUCUGAUGGACGACAACUUUGCGUCCAUCGUCAAGGCUCUCGAGUGGGGUCGCUGCGUCAACGACGCCGUCAAAAAGUUCAUCAUGUUCCAGCUGACGGUCAACAUCACUGCAGUCGUGGUGUCGUUCAUAAGUAGUUUGAUGGAUGCAAACGAGGGCUCGGCUUUGACAGCCGUGCAGCUGCUCUGGGUCAACUUGAUCAUGGACAGCCUUGCUGCCCUGGUCUAUGCCACGGAAACACCAAGCCGCGACUUGCUCGAUCGCAAUCCGGACAGCAAAGCGGCAUCGCUGAUCAACAUCAGCAUGUGCAAGAUGAUUCUGUUGCAGUCGGGCUUCCAGAUCGCUGUCAAUCUUUCCAUUUUGCUCGCGGGGCCCACGCUCUUCACUCUGCCAGAGCUUCGCAAUGCUGGCGGGAUCCUCAACUCCUCGGUCUUGGUCACGGACCCACUUUAUCCCAUCAUCAGCGCCGAGAAAGUCGUUCUCAAGACCAUUCUCUUCAACACCUUUGUGUUCUUGCAGAUCUUCAACCUGAUCAAUUGCUGCCGCAUUGACAACCAGCUCAACGUCUUCCGAAACUUCUUCCGAAACCCGAUCGCAAUCGGCAUCGUCAUCUUCAUUGCCAUUGGCCAGGCUCUCAUUGUCCAGUUCGGUGCCGUGGCCUUCCAGACAACGCCUUUGAGCGGGGUGCAAUGGGCGGCCUGCAUCGUCAUCGGAUUCAUCUCGAUUCCGCUGGGAGCCAUCAUCCGCCUCAUUCCCAACGGAAUCUUCAUCUGCUUCCGGUCCCAGGAAGCUUCCCCAAAAGUGCUUCCGCUGGGCCUCUCGGGGUAUCAGCUGGAGCGAACGUCCGUCGCACGAUCGAACCUCAGUCUCGUGGAGACACACCCACACCUCUCGCGCACAAGCACAACGACAUACAAUGCUAUUCGCGGCCACAAGCGAACCUGAGCCGUUCUCGGGCUGCCGCUCGGUGGUAUCGUUGGGGGGCCCUAUUGUCCGUGCAAAUCCCCCUCCAACGAGAGCACAGAUCCUUCGGCCUCGCCUCGCUCUUUCUCUCUCAACACUAGAUCUUGUGGACACAGCGCUUUGCACAGCAAUUCAAUAGACGACGUUUUCCGAG
Molecule: messenger RNA, 3518 nt
Organism: Polychytrium aggregatum
Lineage: Eukaryota; Fungi; Chytridiomycota; Chytridiomycetes; Polychytriales
Product: PMCA-type calcium-translocating P-type ATPase
Exons: 8
Coding region: 35-3346 (1103 amino acids)
Biological process (GO): intracellular calcium ion homeostasis
Cellular component (GO): membrane; intracellular membrane-bounded organelle
Molecular function (GO): P-type calcium transporter activity; ATP binding; ATP hydrolysis activity
Source: RefSeq, a predicted model, not a curated record